GGAAGUAUACAGGUGGCAGAAGCAGGAGCGUGAUACGCAGCUUGUGAAGGUGAGCAAGAGUGCAUCAAGCAAAGGAGCAGGAGGGAGCUUGGUAGAGACGCGCAGCAGCAUAUAAGAUAAUCCGAACCCCCACUUCCCAAAAUGGCUUCCACACUCUGCUCCAUCUCUACUUCGCCCCUUUUCUCCUCCUCCACGCUACGACGUCGUCUUCCCUUAGUCGGUGCGUUUUGCAUGCUCAGUUUGGGACUCUCAAAUCUCUACACACCGUUAUACUCCUCUGCCCUCAAAACGGGAUCCAAAUUGGGUGUCCACACCAAGUCCACCAUCAGAAUGGAAGGGAGUAACACCACUGUCCCCAGCAUUGUUGUCUACGUCACUGUUCCCAACAAAGAAGCAGGUAAGAACUUGGCUGAAAGCAUCGUCCAAGAGAAGCUUGCAGCUUGUGUCAACAGGGUACCGGGUAUUGAAUCAAUGUACCAGUGGGAGGGAAAGAUCCAGACUGAUUCUGAGGAGCUUCUUAUAAUCAAGACUAGGCAAUCCCUUCUGGAGGCACUGACAGAGCAUAUCAAAGCAAAUCAUCAAUAUGAAGUGCCUGAGGUGAUCUCCUUACCCAUCACUGGCGGAAAUCUUAAAUAUUUAGAAUGGAUUAAAGAGAGCACAAGGGAGUGACUAUCAAGUUUAUAGCCAGAGGUGUGGUUUCCAGAGUUCUUCUGCUCGUGUGUUCAAUAAAGCUGGCAAGUUAUCUAUACCGCUAGGCAAUGAGAAUAUUAUGUAGUGGAUGACGAUCGGUCUUGUGUUACUGCUAAUGGCUGUAAUGGUUUGAAUAUGAUUUUAUGUGAAUAGACAUUUUCGUUGUGAUUUUUGCACGUUUGCCAUUUUGUUCCUUGUUUUGUCUGA
Messenger RNA from Cajanus cajan (pigeon pea), 897 nucleotides. It is a transcript of the gene CUTA, whose product is annotated as Nitrogen regulatory PII-like, alpha/beta. Gene Ontology annotation, molecular function: copper ion binding. Gene Ontology annotation, biological process: response to metal ion. The record is from RefSeq and is a predicted model, not a curated record. Lineage: Eukaryota; Viridiplantae; Streptophyta; Magnoliopsida; Fabales; Fabaceae.